This is a messenger RNA of Penicillium verrucosum, 384 nucleotides long. RefSeq lists its product as uncharacterized. NCBI's taxonomy places the organism in Eukaryota, Fungi, Ascomycota, Eurotiomycetes, Eurotiales, Aspergillaceae. The coding region runs from base 1 to 384 and encodes 127 amino acids. The record is from RefSeq and is a predicted model, not a curated record. The transcript has 3 exons.
AUGUAUUUGCUAUCUAGAGAUGCUAGAAUUAAAGCAGACGAAUUAGGAUCGAAACCGGUAGCUUACGUUAUUAAGAAAAAGCGAGGAACGAAGGACUCUGCCUUAAUAAUACGAAUAGCCUCUCCGAAUAGAAAGCGGGACCGGGAUAAGUAUAUAUCCGAUAAUAGUAGCGAUAACCCUAAUAGCCCCGACGAUACGGACUACGUAGGCGAAAGUAGUAAAGACGUAUAUAGAAACAGCGUUCCUUUCUAUCGACUAAAAAGAAACACUAAACGCCUCUCGGUCGACGAGGUAGUUCAAUCUAAAGUAGCCGCAGAUCAGACUUCCCCAAUAAGCUUAUACGAUAUCGAAACGAUUCCUAUCCGAGGUUUCCUUACGCGAUAG